Carya illinoinensis is the source of this 1595-nucleotide messenger RNA. Its product is annotated as RHOMBOID-like protein 5. The transcript is spliced from 5 exons. The record is from RefSeq and is a predicted model, not a curated record. Gene Ontology annotation, cellular component: membrane. Lineage: Eukaryota; Viridiplantae; Streptophyta; Magnoliopsida; Fagales; Juglandaceae. Gene Ontology annotation, biological process: proteolysis. The coding region runs from base 478 to 1407 and encodes 309 amino acids. Gene Ontology annotation, molecular function: serine-type endopeptidase activity.
AUAAUAUAUUUACAAAUCGUGGUGAUAGUUUCCAAAAAGAAAAAACACAAUAAAACAUCUUUGUACCAAUAAAAAAAUUAAUAACUUAUUAAAGGGUUACGUAUUAACUGAUGGCUCAAAUUUUGGCAUUCAUUUCGGUGAGACAUGCUAAAGAUGUAGUUCCUACUAUAUUUAACAUUUUUCUGACAAAGGUACUAAAUGAUAUAAAUUGUCAAUUUUCACAUAAGUAUUUAAUGUUGUGUUUUUCUCUUCUAAAAUCGAAUAAUUUAAUUCAGACAGAGAAUUGAAGAUUCUCUCAAUUUUACCUAUUCACAGCAAAAGUACCUACCUAACUGCCAACCCAACAAAGACCCAUUCCUUGCCACCAAUGGCUUAUUUCUCUCCCCGCGUCCUACUUCUAAUAAUGGUCUACGGACGAAGCUCUAACGGCUGCGCAUAGGCGUCAGUGUGGUGUGCACUCUCCUCACCAUUGCCUGUAUGGCGAAGGGGCCUCCAUCACCAUGUGAUAUUGAGGCGGGGCCUCGAGGAACUCAGCCAACUCAACCACCACCGCCACAUUUUCAACCUCCAAUGCCUAAGACAUGGUUCUCGUGGCUUGUUCCUCUCAUUUUUGCGGCCAAUAUCAUGAUGUUCGUGUACACCAUGUACGUGAAUGAUUGCCCGGCUACAACCGGAGAGAAGUGUCUGCUGUCUGCAUACUUGGGGAGAUUGUCUUUCCAGCCCUUCACGGAGAACAUACUCCUUGGCCCUUCCAUUACCACGCUGAUAAAACUCGGAGGUCUUGAGACGAAACUAGUGGUGGAGGAAGGUGAAGGAUGGCGCCUCUUGUCCUGCAUGUGGCUUCAUGUCGGAGUUAUCCAUUUAGUUGCUAAUAUGUUGAGUCUUCUAUUUAUAGGAAUCCGGCUUGAGCAGGAAUUUGGAUUUGUGAGAGUAGGAAUCUUGUACUUGCUUUCUGGUUUUGGUGGAAGCUUGCUAUCUGCUCUUAAUUCUAAAACAUCAAUAUCAGUGGGCGCAUCUGGUGCUCUUUUCGGCCUGUUGGGAGGUGUGCUUUCUGAGCUUCUCACUAACUGGACAAUCUAUGAGAACAAGUUGGCCGCACUCCUAACUCUGGUGCUCAUCAUUACCCUCAAUUUGGCUGUCGGGUUUCUGCCUCGCGUUGACAAUUCAGCUCAUAUCGGAGGAUUCCUGUCGGGAUUUCUCCUCGGCUUCAUUCUUUUAGUCCGUCCUCAAUUUGGAUAUGUAAGCCCCAAACACAUUCCCCCAGGAUAUGAUAUAAAGCGCAAACCCAGGCACAUGACCUAUCAGUACCUGUUGUGGGUGACGGCUUUAAUCAUCUUAAUUUUUGGCUUUGCAUAUGGCAGUGCCAAGCUAUUUAACGGCGAGACCCCGUAUAAUGUGCCUAUCUAAAGCACCAAUGAUCAGCCGGAUGGUUUUGUCAAGCUAACUGCCUAUUCUUCGAGCUUUGGAAGUAUAACACCAAAAACUCUCUUUCUAUCUAUGCAUAUACGAGAAUCUGAACAUUACACGCGUAGAUAUGUGAUUGAGCACCUGCUGUUUCUUUACUGAGGACAUUAUGAUGAGAUUUCAUCUUGGUU